This is a messenger RNA of Echinops telfairi (small Madagascar hedgehog), 3489 nucleotides long. It is a transcript of the gene VSTM2A, whose product is annotated as V-set and transmembrane domain containing 2A. Bases 376 to 1101 code for a protein of 241 amino acids. The transcript is spliced from 5 exons. The record is from RefSeq and is a predicted model, not a curated record. Lineage: Eukaryota; Metazoa; Chordata; Mammalia; Afrosoricida; Tenrecidae.
CCACUCGCGGGCUGGCUCGCUGUUCUGGGAGGGUAGUGAUCACGCAAGCCGGAGCAGUGGGCUGACGUUGGAAGAGCUGCCAGGUAGCUGAAAUCGGGCAGCAAAGCUACCGGAGCACUUGCAGCGUUUCCAGCCUGGGUCUGGACUGGGAGCCUCCGGGAAUCGGAGCCAGCUUGUUGUAACCUUCCAUACAGCAAUCCCCGCUCUCCAGAGCCAGUGCUCGCAGGCAGUGAGCAGCAGGAUGUUUGCAGUGUCGCGCCCAGGGCUCUGAGACAGAGCUUUGGGGGGCAUCUGUAUGCCUUUCUUUUAGGACUUUCUGGCUGCUGGCUAGGCUGAUGUGAGCCCCCCUCUUUUUGUUUUGUUUUUUUUGUUGGAAUGAUGGGGAUCUUUUUGGCGUAUGUUGGAUUUGUUUUCUUUUCCGUUUUAUAUGUACAACAGGGGCUUUCUUCCCAAGCCAAAUUCACCGAGUUUCCACGGAAUGUGACAGCGAUCGAGGGGCAGAAUGUGGAGAUGUCCUGUGCUUUCCAGAGCGGCUCCGCCUCUGUGUACCUGGAGAUCCAGUGGUGGUUCCUGCGGGGCCCUGAGGACCUGGAACCUGGAGCAGAAGCAGCUGGCCCGCAGGUGGAGCUCUUACCAGAGGGGGAGCCAGACAACGGUGGGACCAAGAUCAGUACAGUGAAAGUUCAAGGCAAUGAUAUCUCCCACAAGCUUCAGAUUUCUAAAGUGAGGAAAAAGGAUGAAGGCUUGUAUGAGUGCAGGGUGACCGAUGGCAAUUACGGAGAACUUCAGGAACACAAGGCCCAGGCCUACCUGAAAGUCAACGCCAACAGCCACGCUAGGAGGAUGCAGGCCUUUGAAGCCUCGCCCAUGUGGCUGCAAGACAUGAAGCCGCGCAAGAACGUCUCGUCAGUUGUUCCCAGCAGCAUCCACAGCUCUGCCAACCAGCAGCGUGUGCACGCCACCUCCAGCCCUCAAGCGGUAGCCAAAAUUCCUAAGCAAAGUCCACAAUCAGCAAAGAGCAAAUCGCCUGUAAACCCUACGGAGCGGACAGCAAAGUUGACCCUAAACUCCCAGCACCACUCUGCACCCACUGUCCUCUAAUUACCUACACAAGGAGCGCCUGCUUCAGGAAGCAUAAACGAAGAGGCUUUCACACGUUUUGUUGCUAUUUUCUUUGGCAAGCCACUGAUUUUUGUUAUUGUUUCAAGAGAAGUCGUGUGGCACGAUAGGACACUUUCUAGCAGCAAGAUUUCCCCCCAUCCCUUUUCUUUGGGCAACUUAAGGCAUCAUCACACUGACUCCUCAGGGAUUGGCCUGAACCUCAUCAGUCUAGUGAAUGCUUACCAUGGAAACCACUGAUUCCUUACUCAUUCAAAGACCCUUUAUCUCCAGGAAGCAAACAGAGAUCAAAAGGAGACAGAGCACCAACUAUGAUCCAACAAAAGUCCCCGUGUCGGGCAAGAACAAAAUUAUCAACAAAAAGAACAUCACCUUAAAUAUGGAAUAACAUAAGAAAGAGGUUGUUGUUGGUUUUUUAAUUGUCAUUUCUUUUUCAAAUUUCCUUUUUAUUUCCUUUUUUGCACAUCUCUUGUUCGUUGGUGGCAAGUGCUAAUUAUGACCAAUCCCUGUUCAUUCUGGGAUGUUUGUAUAAAUAACUUUGAGUGUUCUAUAUUUCAGUGUAUUUUAUUCAUUUCACAAUUCCUGUAUAUGCAAACUUGACAAUUUCUGUAAAUUGCUUAUAGUAUGUGUGUGCUAUAACUUCAAAGUAGAUAUACUAUGACCCAAAAGCAAGCUGAUUUUUAUCAUUUAUCAUAUGCAUAUAUAUAUACAUAUGGAUAUCUAUUGGUCCAGCCACCACCCAACUUUUGGUAAAGCAUUUGUUUUUCAUUUGUACUUCAUCUAUUGUGUGAAUUGUGUAGAGCAUUGUUUGACUUUACAGGUUUGACAGUUGCAGGUGGUCUCUGUUGCCUUCUGCUUCUUUCUGGAAAAUGCACAGUGAACAUUGUGUUGGCCUGUGAUAAAUUAAUUAAUUUUAUUAUGUGUAUGCUGUGUUGGAAUUUGCUGGGAUUUUUUUUAUGUAUAGGGUUUAUUAAAAUUUGAGGGUCUUUUGACUGUGAAGAAUGUCUAUUCUGGUUUUGACCCCUAUUUCUAUAUUAUUGUCAAAAAGGGAUCUUGCUUCUAGAAAUUUUGCCUUGGAAAUGAAUGUGGAGGAAGGAAUGCAUUCACCAUGGCUUUCUAAAUUCAUGGAAGAACACUUCCUGCUACGGCUGAACAUGCUGCUUUCUUUGACCUUUAUGAAUUUUUGUAACUUUGUCAAGCUAUUAUUUGCUGCUAAUUACAUUUUAAUGUCUCCUAAUUAAAAAUUAAAAUUUGGUUGCCGUCUAAAUAUAACAUGCAAAGGAUGACUGCAAAUCACUGUGGAAGAUGACAUGUUCAGUUUUCACUAGUUCAAUGAAUUAUAAUUUUAAAUAUUCCAUUGUUAUUUUAGGCUUUAUAAUAAUUCAGACUAUUUUUAUUUAGAAUCUGUUUUCUACUCUGGGGGGAAAGGGGCAGAAUAUCCAUGUGUUCCACAUGCACCUUGGAAUAGUUACGAGUUGAGAGAGAAAUGACCUAAGUUUUCCUUCCAGAGAGAGGUUCUUCCACUCUCUUUCCUUGCAAACCCGAAGAUCAUCUCUGCAUGGUUGUCAGUUCCCUCCUGAAAGUCCAGACUGAGGCUUGGAGGCAGUGAGCACCCUCUGCUUUUCAAAGGUAAAUGCAUUUGAUUUCCUGCCAUUCAACUAAGAGCAGUGCACACAGUUUUACAAUCCUCUUGACAUUGUUUUAUGAGACAUAAUGUUUCAUGCAGAACUUCAAUUGUCAUUUUUCCUGGUCAGUUAGGUUUCUUAUUUCAGUCAAAUGAGAAAAAUAAAUAAAGGUUUUCAUUAUGCUAUUUUAUUAACCUAGAAAAAUAUUUUCUUUCAGAAUUUGAUAUUUAAGAUUAUAUAAGAUAAAUAUUAUUCAAUUGUCCGUUUGGACUCAAAAGAUUACAUACACUGAAGCAUAAAUUAACAUACGGAUUCAACUUCAGUCAAUUUUGGAAAAUCCACCAUGUAAUUUACUUACUCAAAAUUCCAGUCAUGAGAUUAGUCAAUUCUAAAGUGAGAGAGACUUGUGUCAGUACCAACUGCAAGGUACGUGUGCUCACAAUGAUGGACAGAUGCUAGUUUGGGAAGGCCUCUCACUAGCUCCAUUGUGUCGGUGCCCACCUUUCAUGAAGACUUCUCUGUCGCUGUGCCACCACCAGCCGGGCACAGUCCUCUUUGGAAAGAACAUGGCACACUAGAUUCACUCUGACCAUAAAAGUUAAUAUGGACAUUUAAAGAUUGGAAGGGAAAUUAUAAUAUACUAAUGAGGUCUUCUAGUGGGUUUCACAUUCUAUUGCACCCCUCUGGGGUUAUAACUUUGUAUGUAAAAAUGAACAUGGAAACUAAUAAAGAUUGAAAAAACUCA